Thecamonas trahens ATCC 50062 is the source of this 1656-nucleotide messenger RNA. RefSeq lists its product as uncharacterized. The record is from RefSeq and is a predicted model, not a curated record. The coding region runs from base 1 to 1656 and encodes 551 amino acids. Lineage: Eukaryota; Apusomonadida; Apusomonadidae. The transcript is spliced from 3 exons.
AUGGACGACACGUCCGGCUACAAGCGGCCGCCCAUCAAGGCCAACCAUGCGAUCUCUGUCCCCGGUUCCACGGACGCCAGGCGUGGGUCUGGAGCGUCGGUGUCUGUGGCGAGGCAGUCGCCCGAGCUUGACCGUCGGACGACUCCAACGCGGUCGAUGUCUCCUGCGCGGCAGCGUGUGUCGCCGUCGAUGAACGAGCUGUCGACCAUCCUCGGCGUGGCGCGGACGUCGGGCGGGACGGCGCGGAUCGGACGGCGGCCAUCGCCGCGCGAAGUUGGCUCGUUCACGUCGUCUGCGUAUCACUCGGACCUGUACUCGUCGCUGCCGCACUCGUCUGCGGCGCACCAAAAGCCGCGGCCCGGGACGGCGCCGUACCCGAGGCACUCUUCGGCCAAGACCAAGGGAGUCGGUGCGCUGGCGACCGGGGUCAAGUCGUCGGGGGCGUCUUCGGUGGUCUCGUCGUCCACCGGCACGCCAAACCCGUCGGCGACGUCGCCGGACGACGACGUUGGCUCGGCCUUUUCCGCGCCCGAGCCUGUGGCGCUCGGGCUGGACCCGCCAAGCGCGGCGCGGAUGCGGCCGACGCUGCUCUCGCGGACGGCGGCGACGAGCCCGGGCGCCGCCGGGCGGACGUCGUCGCGGGCGACGUACCCGUCGUCGUCAGCGGGCGGCUCGCUCGUGGCCGAGUCUGUCUCGCGGCAGUCUGCGGCUGCCGGCGGGUCCAACUCGCCGUACGGCGACAUGCGCUCGCCGCGCUCGCCGCUUCCGGCAUCGAUGGCCAUGGCCUCGCCGCGGACGUCGACGAGCGCAAGCGCGAGCGCGACUGCGACUGCGGUGAUGGCUCCAAGCACGCCCACAACUGUGACCGCGGCCGUGGGCCCAGGCGCUAUCUCGAGCGCGCGGAGCGACGGCGCGCCCACGGCGCUGAUGCAGACGCUGCUUGCGGCGACGCCGUCGGCGCUUGCGGCAGACUGCACCGAGGAGCAGCUUGAUCUCAUCAUUUCCAAGCUCCGGGCUGCGCGCGAGAUCACCGCGUCGCAGCGGAUGUCGGGCACCGAGGGCUCGCCUGUCCUUGUGACGUCGCCGGUGGCGAUUUCUGCGGUGCCGGUCUCGCCGGUGCCGGACGUGCGAGCGUCUGUGGUUGACUCGUACGAGGGGCCGUCGUCGUCGUCGACGACGUCUAACCUCGGCUUGGCGUCGACGGCGCGCUUCCUCAAGGAACAGCUCGACAGGUUCGAGGAGGAGAUUGCUCGAGCGCGGCUGACGUCUGCGGGUGUGGCCCGAGCGGAGCCGAUGCGUCACACCCGGCCUGUGGCUCCGGAGCCCGAGGCGCGUGGCGGCGAGCCCAUCUCGUCCAUGGGCGAGCUUUACAACUCGUACUCGCAGCUCUCGACCUCGCCGUCGCGCAACGGCACGUAUGCCUUCCGCUCGCGACCGUCCAAGGACUCCGCGACGGCCCGGUCGGGCAUCGAGAUUGUGCAGGCGCCCGCCCAGCAGGUCACCCGCCACACCGCUCCCAACCCAUCGCGCAUGUACGACCUCCUUUCGCCGCGCUCGCAGAACUCACCGCGCUCCGCCUUCUCCACUCCCACCUCGCGCCAGUCGUCAGGGCGCGCCUCGCCGGCCCAGCCGCGCCAGUCUGCCGCUGUCAACUAG